This is a messenger RNA of Varroa destructor (honeybee mite), 3716 nucleotides long. RefSeq lists its product as uncharacterized. The record is from RefSeq and is a predicted model, not a curated record. Lineage: Eukaryota; Metazoa; Arthropoda; Arachnida; Mesostigmata; Varroidae.
UACCACUGCAGGUCCUGUAUACACUAUAUAUAUAUAUAUAUAUAUAUAUAUAUAACAGUGUAACUAAAACGACAUUUUAGUGUGAAUAUGCUGUGGCUAGUAGAGUACUCCGAGGACCUGGCGCCGCUGGUCAGCACCACUUGCUACAGACGCAAAAAGUUGGUGAAUAGGACGGGAAAAGAUCGCGGCGUUCGGUGGACGCUAGAAAAGAAAGAUCGUAAAUGAAAGGAAAGCCCGCGGCUUGAGUCUGGUCAGUGCUUACCGACUGAGCCACCCGAGUCUACCGGAGACUUGCCAGAGGCUUUCAAAUGAGCAAAGAGCUGUUUUUACUCAGGCUUCCGGCAGGCGGCAUCGUGUCAGUACCCGUAAUAGUCAGUGUCUCUUGUGGUUCAACCAAUGGACUCUUUCUUUUUGCUCUAUUGGGAAGGAGGCGUGGCGCUGUCGUGUUUCCUUGCUGCACCUAAGACGAAUCGAGUUCUACCAUUUGUUGUCCCGUUUUUGACAUCACAGCGCUAUGAAUUCUCCAUAGACGAACACUGAGUAAAUAAACAAAUGCUACUGAUUCGUGAUACUGUAAUACGCAAGUCGGUCCAGUUCUUGGUAGAAGAACGUGGUCCAUAGUUGGUCCUGCUGACCCGUUUGUCAGGUAGACUGCGUGAAAAGUUUUUAUUGAUUGUAAUUCUGUUUGAUUUAAAAACAUAAAUUACGUGACAUGAACUGUGCGCAAGUUACUAUCCUUCUCACCAACGAAUGAGUUGACGUUCAAAAAAUUUUAGCUUGAGGAAAGAGACUUCGCAAAAAAUUUUUACGUGCCUAUUACUUAUGAUAGUUACCGUAUAACCUGGUAGGUGUCCCAAUUGUCUAUUUUUACCUAGAGAAAUGGGCUGUUGGCCCCUGUUAAAUAUACUUAAAUGUAAUUGCGUUGGACUAAUUUUCGACGCAAGCUGAACCAAAACUGUUUGGCAAAUCUGAAACGAUUUACAGCCAUUUUUCCUAUAGUUAAUGACGGAGCUGCAAUGCCUGAUCUUGCGAAUGCUUUAUAUAUCUUCAAUGUAUUAUGUGUUUAUGUAGCUAUAUCGUUAGUAAUGCUAAUAUGAAUUUGCGAAAAUGAAUCACUUACGCGUGGAUAAGCUACGAGAAUAAACCAUGGUGUUCUUCGUUCAACGAUCGGCACUCAAUGUUACUUGUAGAAAGGGGCAGCACCCCCGAAAUUUUACUUUCAGAAACUUCACGUCCGAUCUCCAAUGACUCAGCCUAACGCCCUGACGCCUAACGCUAUUGACAACCAUCAGCAAUAAAGAAAAAGUGGUGAGGGGUAAAAGAAGUGGUUGUUAAGAACGGCAACGUUGGUGCCGCUAACAACGGCUGCAGCGGUGACGGUAACUGAAAUAGGGGAGUCUUCAGCUGCCUACAUCUGCCGGAUUUUGGAUUAAGAACGUCAUGCCAGCCACAGGAGACACUUCGACGUUGGCUGUCACUACGCUUGCUGUUGGUUCACGGGUACAAUUAUCUACUCAGUUCGACAUAACACGCGACUGAGCGACGUCGCGCGGCCGACGUCCGCAAGAGUCAUUUGUGAAAGCUUCGGUGAUUGGCGGCGCCACCAUAGCCGUGGCCGCGGCCGCGGCCGCGGCCGCCCUGAAAGCCAACGGUGACCAGACGACUUAAUCAUAGCAACGGGACGUCGGUUUUGUGCGAUUGUAGAGAGGGUGCACUGGCAGCCGCUGAGGGCUAAGGCCCACCUGUUGACCAGUAAACAAGCACACAGCAAGAUGGGAGUGUAUAAGAAACUGAAGCGGGUAUUCUCCUUCAAAAAGGACAAAGAAGGCCAGAAAGAUAAGUCUGACAAAAGAGACAAGUAUGGAAAGAAGUAUGGGACCAGCGAUGCGCUACAAAUUAACGAGUCUUCUGAGCAUAGAACAUCUGACGUGGAUGGCAUCAAGACCGAUUCUCUUCAACGGGGUGGAAAGAAGAGGUCGUGGUCUUUGAAAUCUAUUGCACGUAAGCCGAGCUUCGGUAACAAAGACAAGGAAAGAAAAGUCAAGGACAUUCAUUUCGAUGCAACUACUGAGCCAGCAUUCCUCAGCGACGUUAUAGCACCAGCACCAGAUGUCUUAACACAACAACAGUCACAACAAAGUCAACAGCAGCUGAGGACCUCGUCGUCAGCUUUUCAUCCCGUGACCACCAUUGCCAAGGUGGAGACUAUAGCGCCCCCGACACUUCCGCUGCCAUUAAAUCCGAUUGUGAAAGCUGACUCUAAAGAACACGAUGUAAACAAUGACAACGAGAGCGAUGCCCCGGAAAAAGAGAAUGAUACGGAGAAGGAUGACUUUGUCGUAGUUACUCCAACCGACGUAGAGGAGAUUAAAGAAUACGAAGCCCAGUUGGCAGCAGAAGGCAGAUCAGUUCACGUAAACCUGGUAGAAGAACCCGAAAGCGUCGAGAACGAGGAGAGCCAAACCGCUACAGAGGAGGCAGCGCACGCCAACGCCGAACCGCAAACGAUCGCCGAAAUCAUCAAUCUGCUCCAAGAGUUACAGGACUCUGCAGAGCCAAUGGAAAUCGAUACAAUAAAGCAGAAAACUGAUACAUCGGACAAAAUCCAGUCUGUGUGUUUGCAGGCAGAUGCUGCUAUCAUCGCCUCUACGGAUGCUACUAAACCUUUAGAAACGACUACUACAAUCACAACGGUUCGAAACGGCUGCGCCAAUGGGCACAUAAAAGCUAGUAACGGGUCGGCAACAGCCACUGACGUGGAGACGUCGCCAGCGUACAUGCCAGCAUCGGCAGUAGGCCAAUGUAAAAAGUUAGACAUAGUCCCAUCAAAAAGAAGUUGGCAAGGCCGGAUUGCCGUCAUUGUGGUCGUGGCUGCGAUUCUCUUCGCCGUCGCGCUCGGAAUUAACAACUCGAUGAGAUCAGGCGCCGCCAAGGCUGUCUAAUCGAACGGCGUGGGUGAAGAAAACACAAUGGUUGAUUGAUUGACACCUGUCACCCGUUAUAGUGUAUAACGUCAUAUGCGGCGACUCAUCAUAUGGGUGAAGGCCAGUUUGAAAUGAUUCCGUCAUAACUUGCAGCAUUCGAAGACUGAGUAAGAUCUCUAUCAAAAGAAAUCAGAAAAGGAGCAACAAAUCUGCAUUGUUUACAGUGUUAAAAUAACGAGACGCUGCUAUUUUGUGUGACAUGACAAAGAAAGGCAUUAUCGGAAAGCUUGCUACACUAUACCGAGAAAAGUAGGAAUUGAAAUGGCCAAGGCUGAACUUGGUAGCUAUGUUUUUGCUGCUCAAUACCAACAAGACCUCCUGCCGCUUUCAAAUGGUGUAAUCAAACAAGAGCGGUCAGAGGUGCUGUUAGAGUUUUCCUAACACGUAGAUUAAUCUAUAAUUUAUCGCCCACAGAAAAUACAUGCGAGACAUGUAUUCUAUUGAGGGCGAAAAUCUCUAACCUUUGCUUUACCUGGGGGGUUUUAAAAAAAACAAUAAGGUUUAUCAUCCCAGCUAUGAUAGACAUAGCCGGUAAACAGCAACCUAAGUAGAAAAUAGAUCGCACAGUCGGUAUUGUAUAUAAAUAAGAAAGUACUGUCCGUGAUUGUCAACAGAAACGCCGUUUGGCUAAGGUGAUUUCGCAACCUAUACACAAGAAAACACAAAGCAUACAUGAAAAAAGAUAAUAUAAUUAAGUUAUUAUUAAAUGCUCGCCGCUUCCGUCAAAAAGUA